AUGCAUCAUAAUGCUCCUUACGGCCUGGUUAUUGGCAGCACGCCUUUGCCUUCGAUGAGCAAGUUUUUUGACGCCUUCCUGAGAGUAAACAUUACGAACGCGGUGAAGCUUCUGCUUAGCCUUCACCAAUGGCAUGUGUGCUUCGAGGUCACCAUCAAGUCUAACUGCGAUUUCAGCUCUGUCAGCACAGAGGUCGUUGUAGAUUCGCUAUCGUUGAACAGCGCCAGCUUCCGAACACCGUUACUGGUAUGCUAUGCCCAAUCGUUGGAGCGAUACGCCGACCAUCACAAUGAAUAUAGGCGACGGCGAGAUCUUCAUGUUAACGAAAAAGAAAUGUUUGAGUACGAUCGUUCAGGUAUUGGUACCUGUCGGUUGUACGAAUGGUACGUUGACCUGAAUGAUAUUGUGCCUUUAGAGAUUAUUCAGCCUCGUGGCUUUUAUGCCAAUUAUUGCGCUGGCUUCAAACGAAUGGGAGUCAAGGUUCUAGGAAGGCGAAUUUCUGCACAAGGGCUAUUGAAGGCGUUGUGCAUCCAUCUUCAGAUCAUGUUCCAGUUCGUGCAUUUUCUAGACGUUUUGCUGCGCAAAUUGACCAGUUGCGUCGUUUCAGGUCUUAAAUAUUGA
This is a messenger RNA of Soboliphyme baturini, 621 nucleotides long. NCBI's taxonomy places the organism in Eukaryota, Metazoa, Nematoda, Enoplea, Dioctophymatida, Soboliphymatidae. The record is from the annotation of a GenBank genome assembly.